AUGUCCUCGAGGGCAUUAUUGAAAAAGGAGUGGCGCCACAGGACAUUAUCAAUCGGUGCCAAUCCACUAUUGAAAAAAACAAAGCAUCUUCGGGAUGCCCCUGAAAAUCACGGGCAGACUAUCCGGCAGGUCGUGUAUGUCAAUUACACCGUACGGUCUACGUUGCGUACCAUCAAAAACGAUCAUCCUUUUCGCCGUGACAAGGUUUUGAUCCGAGAAGGUGGCGACCUCCUUUCGCAAAACGCUGAUCCAACCCAAAACGCAAACCAGUGCUAUGUUAGCCUUGGAAAGUCUUAUGACUUCUACUUCAAUUUCUUCCAGCGAAACUCUAUCAAUGAUGCGGGGUUUAACCUUGAUGGGUUUGUGCAUGCUGAAGACCUCUAUAACGCCUACUGGGACGGUGAAGAGCUUGUAUUUGGUGACGGAGACGAUAUUGUCUUCCGUGGCUUCACGGAUGAGCUCGAUGUAAUCGGUCACGAGUUUAGCCAUGGCGUGGUGGAGUAUACGAGUUCACUUCCAUACACGUACCAGAGUGGUGCUCUCCAUGAGUCUUUUGCAGACGCCUUUGGUCUCAUGAUUAAGCAAUGGGGUGAAGGCAGCCCCCAGACUGUUUACCAAGCCAACUGGCUGAUUGGGGAAGGGAUCUGGAAGAGACUCGACUUGAAAGAGGACAGUGGCGGUGUUCACAUCAACUCUGGCAUCCCAAAUCGCGUUUUCUUCCUAGCUGCUACCAAUAUUGGAGGAUAUGCUUGGGAAGGUGCCGGUCCUAUUUGGUACCGCGCUCUGAGCAGCGGUAAGCUUCCCACAGAUGGUAAAGCUACAUUCAAACAGUUCGCCGAUCUUACAAUUGAGAGUGCUGGCGAGCAUGUGGAUAAAGUCAGGGAAGCUUGGACCGCCGUUGGAUAUCCAUUCCCCGAGAAAAGGCAUGAGCUGUAA
Molecule: messenger RNA, 936 nt
Organism: Penicillium canescens
Lineage: Eukaryota; Fungi; Ascomycota; Eurotiomycetes; Eurotiales; Aspergillaceae
Product: M4 family metallopeptidase
Exons: 3
Coding region: 1-936 (311 amino acids)
Biological process (GO): proteolysis
Molecular function (GO): metalloendopeptidase activity
Source: RefSeq, a predicted model, not a curated record